AAUCUAAAUAAACUAAACCCAAAUCGAUCGAAUGCCCAUUUCCUAUUUGCACCGACGAUUUUGGAUUGAGUUUUGAGUCAGAGACUGAGUUUGAGUUUGAGUUUGAGCUGAGAAGAUCCAUGGCGUCCUCUCUCUCUACAGGAGGAAGAUACAUGGCUUACUCACCAUCCCCAUCAUCGCCUCACCUACUCUCUGCUCUUCGUUCAGCUUCAUCAACCUCUGCUUCUCUCAUCGUCGAUCAAGAAAAAUAUCUGGCUGAGCUUCUUGCGGAGCGUCUUAAGCUCACUCCUUUUGUGGCUGUGCUUCCACAUUGCUUCAGGUUGUUAAACCAGGAAAUAUUGCGUGUAACCACACUGUUGGGGAAUGCAUCAGUUUUAGGUCAAAGUGGGCUUGAACAUGCUAGCCCCCUGGCUUCUGGAGGAAUGUAUUCAAAUGGAGGUGCUGAUGUGAACGUAUGGUCAUCACGGUUCCAAUCAGAAAUGUCGAGUUUGUUACAGCCUGCAUCAUCACCAAACUGGCUGAGUUCUCAAAGUAGCUCAUCAGGUUUAAUUGUUAAGCGAACAAUCAGAGUGGACAUUCCGGUUGAACAUUACCCCAAUUAUAAUUUUGUUGGCCGCCUCCUUGGUCCUAGAGGGAACUCUCUCAAGCGAGUGGAAGCGACUACCGACUGUCGUGUUCUAAUCAGAGGUCGUGGUAGCAUAAAGGAUCCAACUCGGGAAGAAAUGAUGAGAGGAAAACCAGGGUACGAGCAUCUGAAUGAGCCUCUACAUAUUCUAGUUGAGGCAGAGUUACCGGUUGAAAUCAUUGAUGCUCGUUUAAUGCAAGCACGCGAGAUACUCGAAGAUCUACUCAGGCCAAUGGACGAAUCCCAGGAUUUCUACAAGAAACAACAGCUGCGAGAGCUAGCAAUGCUAAACGGUACUCUUCGCGAGGAGGGUUCUCCAAUGUCUGGCUCGGUCUCUCCAUUCCAGAACAACAGCCUCGGCAUGAAAAGGGCCAAAACCAGGGGGUAAGGGCUCUUGUUGUAGAGCUUGUGUGUGAAAAUUUCAGCGAGUAAAAACAAACAGCAGUUUCCCGUGCCACGGGCAUCGCUGCAUCAUCAUCAGAAACCGUCGGGGGGUGCACCAGCACUGGCACACUAACCAAUGUGCCAGUUGUUCUAACUUGUUUCUAUAUAUGGUGUGUGUUGUUUAUUCUAGUUGGGGGAUCGUAAUGAGAGAGUUAGUAAAGAAAACGUUUUGAGUUUCCAAGAUUUGCUUUUUUUUUAUUAUAAUGUCAUGUCUCAUAAAUUUAGGCUGUUUGGUCUGACCAGUCUCUCCAAGACUGCAUAUAAUUAUAUUAUUCUUAUUAUUAUUUUUA
Molecule: messenger RNA, 1359 nt
Organism: Cannabis sativa
Lineage: Eukaryota; Viridiplantae; Streptophyta; Magnoliopsida; Rosales; Cannabaceae
Product: KH domain-containing protein At5g56140
Exons: 7
Coding region: 120-1013 (297 amino acids)
Biological process (GO): regulation of mRNA splicing, via spliceosome
Cellular component (GO): nucleus
Molecular function (GO): mRNA binding
Source: RefSeq, a predicted model, not a curated record